CUGUGGCCGCCCUCACAGACAGAUUUUAUGAUCUUUGUCCGGCCAAUAGGAUUCAUGCUGCGUUUUCCCAGGGGAGUGGUGCCGAGAUUUCAGCGUGUUCAGGCAAGACACACUCUCUCAGUUUUGCAUUUCUUCAUCCUAAUUUUGUAAGGAAAACUGUAAUCGCUGCAUGUGCUUUUCACUUUGAAAUGUUCAGUCUUCUCAGUAUCUGCACUAUGGAUCAUUAAUAAAAACGUGACGGGGGACGAGGCUUCAGGAUUCAGGUGUGGAAGAUUAGUGACAAACACAUGGAGCAGCCUCAAGAUGAAAGAAAAGCGGUGCAGAAAAGAACCUUCACCAGGUGGAUGAAUGUGUUUCUCCAGAGACAUGACCCUCCAGCUGAAGUACACAACCUGUUCACAGACCUUCAGGACGGCAGAAUACUGAUGGUCCUGCUGGAGGAGCUGUCUGGCUGCAAGCUACUUUAUAGGUUCAGGUCAUCUUCUCACCGCAUUUUCAGACUGAAUAACAUUUCCAAGGCCUUGGCGUUCCUGGAUGACAGACAUGUGAGGCUGCUUGGCAUCGAUGCCCCCGGUGUUGCUGAUGGCGUCCCUUCUGUUGUUCUCAAUCUUGUCUGGAACAUCAUCCUGUACUUCCAGGUAAAGGAAGGAACAGGAGGCCUACAGAGGCAUUUGUCUUCCAGCCUCUCGUCUUUAUCAAUGAGCAGUUACCCAUCCUGCAGUGACCUUUCACCCCCACCAAAUGACAUUGGCAGCUAUUCGUACAACACGCUGCCAAGCAAAGGCAGGGCUGCUGCCAAGGCGCCAAAGUACCAUGGGAGAGCAAUCAAAACCCUCCUGCAGUGGGUUCAAAGAUGCACAUCACAGUUUGGGGUCGAGGUGCGUGACUUCGGUAAGAGUUGGAGGAAUGGAUUGGCACUUCUAGCAAUGAUAAAGUCCAUCAAUCCAGGACUGAUUGACCUGAGAGAAAGCCUGUCCAGAGAGCCAAGAGAAAACAUCAAGCAGGCCUUCAUGAUCGCCCAUCAUAGUUUAGAUAUUCCACCUCUGCUGGACCCUGAAGAUGUGAUGUGUGAUUCACCAGAUGAGCAGUCCAUCAUUACCUAUGUCUCUAUGUUCCUGGGACAUUAUUCGAGCAUUGAUGAGGAUCAAGCUACGCUGUCUGACAUCAACAUUCCCAAGAUUCCAAAAGUCAGAUCACUCGAGACCCUUAUUGACAACCGAGAAGCCCAAGCUUCAUUCACAGGCUUUGAAAAGAGCAAUGAACAGCUGCUGUGGAAACAGUGGGCCAGAAGGUCUUCAGGAGGCUUAAGUUCUACCUCUGUUCACCAGAAUGGAGCAUUAACCUCUGAUGUCACACGUGAACAACCUGCGGGUGGUGCUGUCGUUUCACAAUACACCAAAAAGAAAAGCAAGUCUCGAAGUGUCUUGCAGCCACCCAGUCCUCUGGAUGCAGGCGGUGUCAGCCAGGAGAUCCGUUCAUGGAUGGAGAAGGCCUCUGAUCAGGGAUACAGCAAACCGAGAGCAGACGAGAUUCACUUCUCCUUGAGCUCCGAGGAGGGAAUCUACACCGUAUCAGCGCUGGACUCAGAUGAAGAGGAUGCUUACAGCUAUAUUCUGGAUCUGAACAAAGAGGUAUUUCAACAGUAUAAUCAGAAGAAAAGACAAGUACCAAAAGUGGAUGAAGAAACAGCUGAAGAAGUUAUCCUGAAUGGAAAAAUAGAAGAAGAAGCAAAACAUGUGGUUGGCAAAACAUCUGAAAGCUCCCAAGCACAAGAUGAUGAAUCCAAAGUCCACAGGAAGGGUGAUUUAGACAGUUUUAAAAGCACAUGUGGAAAGAUGGUAAACAAUGGAGCUGCGUUUGACAUGGAGGCAGGGGAUGGAAAUGAAACAAAAGGAGAUUGUGAAGAGGCCAGAGUCAUUAAAGGACAAGCUAGAAGCAAAGCCAAGGAAGGGGGUAAAACGGACAAUGUGGAAAAUGUAACACUGGUAGAAAAUGAAUAUUAUAAAAGAGAACUAUUGCAGGGUGAAGUGCACAAAGAGAAGCUAUUUGAGGCAGUGGAGGAAGUAAAUUUGUCGAUCACUGAGAGAGACCUACAUAAAAAGAUCAGCAAAGGAAGCGAUAAUGACCAAAAUGUAGUGGAAGAAAAUGAUGAAAAUCAGCAAAAUUGUAAGAAUCAGACAUAUUUCAAAGCACUAAAUGAGCACAUAUUAACAGAAGAACCAGCGUACAGAGUCAGAGAGCCUGGCCAAGCUACAAAUAACACAAAACGAGAAGAAAACAUCACGAGAAACAGCGCUGAUGAAAUAGGAGAUAUGAUCAAAAAGGACAAAAAUAAGCUGAAAACCACUGAUAAAUUCAUGAAAUCGACAGCAGGACUGAAAGACAGGGGAUUAGAGAGUAUGGAACAUCAAAAUCUGACAGAAAGGAAUGAAAGAAACCUGGAUGGGGGAGUUAACGUGCAUGAUGGUGAUAAUAAACAGACUCCUUCCUGCAGUGCCACAUCACAGUCAUAUAGCAGUGAGGGAGGAGUCCUUCAAUCUUUCACAUCCUCUUGUGACGUAACCCCCGUAGAGCUGGAAACGCUCCUGUUCCUGUGGAUCCUCCUCUACUGCUGCUUCAUCUUACCUCAAAUGAACCCCUGAGUCCACCCCACAGUGCACGCUUUUUUAUUAAGAUAUGCUUAUGAGCUCAAUUCCCACUAAUAAGGCAAACAGGGACACCCAGGACUGGGUCGACUCUUUAUCUAUGUCACUAAAUUUCCCUCAAGACAACAUUUAAUGAUUAUGUUUGCUUCUUACUGCCGGCGGAAAUAAUUUGGGUUAUGGUUUCAGAUAAACACAUAAUGCUGUUAUUAGCAUUUUGACACAUAUUCAACGUGUUCUAGCACUACAAAAAUCAUUAGACAUGUUUUGUUGCAACAUGGUGUGUAUAUUUUUAAUGUAUUUUUAUGUAAAAAAAACAAAACAAAGAAAAGAUCAAACUUUCAUGGCAGUAUUUAAUCACAUGGUGGCAGUGCAACCUUACAGCAGCAAGUGGCUCACAUGCAUUGCGUUGACUGCUGAGUUUACCACAUGACCUGCUGAUUAAUUAAAAACAUGGUGAGAUUUAGCUGAUAUUAUUUAAUGAGUACAUUGGCAUUUCAUAGAAUCUCAUUGUGUCACUUAAGAAUAUCUGCUUUUUUCCCCCCUUUAAAUAAUGUAUGGUAAUUCAGUCUUAUCAAGA
Sphaeramia orbicularis (orbiculate cardinalfish) is the source of this 3222-nucleotide messenger RNA. RefSeq names its product alpha-1-antitrypsin homolog. Gene Ontology annotation, cellular component: meiotic nuclear membrane microtubule tethering complex; nuclear outer membrane; cytoplasm. Gene Ontology annotation, molecular function: serine-type endopeptidase inhibitor activity; actin filament binding. The record is from RefSeq and is a predicted model, not a curated record. Gene Ontology annotation, biological process: nuclear migration. Lineage: Eukaryota; Metazoa; Chordata; Actinopteri; Kurtiformes; Apogonidae. The transcript is spliced from 10 exons. The coding region runs from base 288 to 2642 and encodes 784 amino acids.